AUGUCGUCAAUACCUUUAUCAAGCGAUACAAUCGCUCUAAUGAAGUCAGCACAAAAAUAUUUAUAUCAAUUUGGUUGUCCGAUUUUAAUGUUUAUCGGUACGGUCAGUUGCAUUAUCAAUUUAAUUGUUUUUACUCAAAAAAUUCUACGAAAAAAUCCAUGCUCAAUCUAUUUUAUUGCAUAUAAUGUUGCUAAUUUUAUAUAUAUUUAUUCUUCAUUAUUAGCUUUAACACUGAGCGUAGGAUAUAGUAUUGAUGCUAGUGUAUACAACCUAAUUAUCUGUCGUCUUCGUCUUUACACAGUUACUUUGUUCAAUAUUUUGAGUCCAUUUUAUAUAAUUUUGGCUUCUAUUGAUCGAAUUUUGAUUACUUCAUCCAAUGCUCUAACACGACAACGAAGUACUCGUCGUCUUGCGUAUUUAUGUAUUAUUAUUGGAACAUUAUUUUGGGCAUUAUUUCAUAUUCAUGCAUUAAUUGCUUCAAGUAUUACACAACUUGCUCCUAAUACUUUUCUUUGUUAUUUUCAACCAGGUGUUCAUCUUAUUUUCGUAAGUUAUUAUGCUCUUAUCAAAGAAACUUCGUCACUUUCAUUAAUGAUAAUAUGUGGAUUAUGGUCUAUCAAGAAUAUUCGAAGUAUGGGUCGUGUUAGAAUGAUUGUUAAUACAUCUGUAAGUAAAACUACUACAGGAGGUAGUAUUCAGUCAAAUUCAUCAAAAGAUCAACAACUUAUGUUCAUGUUACUUAUGGAUAUCAUUAUCUAUGCUUCAUUUAGUUUCGUAUUUGUAAUCUAUCUCAUGUAUCAACAAACAACACAAAAUUAUAUAAAAAAUGCUGAACGAAUACAGAUUGAAACUUGUAUUAGAAAUAUAUGUCUAUUUAGUGCUGGUAUUCCAUUCUGCACUAGUUGUUAUGCAAAUUUAAUCGUAUCGAAAACCUUUCGAAGUGAAGCAAAAAAAGCAAUUUCAUGGAAACGAAUUUUGUGCAUCAACUAA
Molecule: messenger RNA, 990 nt
Organism: Rotaria sordida
Lineage: Eukaryota; Metazoa; Rotifera; Eurotatoria; Philodinida; Philodinidae
Source: the annotation of a GenBank genome assembly